GACAAUGGAGAUUCAGCUGCUGCAACCCAAAAGAAACGAAGCAUCAGGAUAUUUAUUAAUCAGCAGUCAACCUGUGUUUUUUCCCCACAUUUGUUUGUUGUUUUGUCUAACUUACACACGUAUGUGUAGUGAACGUCCUAGAUAAAUCACAAUCUACCUAAAAGUGUCUGCAUAUCUAAGACAUAAUGGACAUACAGUAUGCAUGAUGACGGAAUGUCUGUAAUUCAGCCAAAACGUCAAUUUAUGGGAUUUAUGUAAACUUUGAACUCACUUAUUGAAUUUACAAAUAAUAUUCUUUACAAUUAUUAUACAAUAUGUCUUCAACAAAUUUAACAACGAUGAUUAAAUCAGAAGUAAGCAUUAGUUCCAUACUGGAGAAGAUGUUAUUCAUGGGAUCAUCCUUGCUGGAAGUGAACAGAUGGGUAGUUAUAAUUCUGUUUUCAUUGAGUUUUAUCUAUCUCUUGAAAAGGAGAAGUCCAACCAACUACCCGCUAGGACCCAGGAAGCUUCCCAUUUUAGGGUCCAUUGAUUAUUUUCGGUCAAAAUCACAUCUGAGAUUGACAAACCUAAAGGAUUGGUAUGGUGACAUCUAUAGUAUCAAGACAGGAAAUUACAACACUAUAGUUGUUUGUAGUCUGCAAGGAAUAUUGGAUGGCCUCUCAGCUGAUCAACUGUUUUUUUCAGGACGACCAGACUUUAAAUCCAACGAUAUACUUUAUUUAGGAAACCGUCAGAGAGGAAUAUCAACAGCAGAUAUUGGUUCGAAAACCAAAGUGAAGAGGCAGUUUGUUGAAGAAAGCAUGGAUAGCUAUUGUUCUGCAGCAGGAAAUUGUGUGGAACAGAAAAUUACAGAUGAGAUUAUGAGCCUUAUUUGUUAUUUUCUACAACAGUCUGAUGAGAUAAAAGCAUUUGACCCAGCAGAAAGUUUUAAAUUCGCCCAUCUCCAUAUAAUGCUACAACUUGUGUUUGACGAGCCGUACAGUCCAGAUGAUGAAUCUGUUGAUGUGUUGUUUGAUUGCUUAGAGAAGAGGUUUUCAGCAAAGAAAAGAAAACUGAGUGAUUAUUUUCCUAUUCUUCGAACCUUUAGUGGCGAGGAAUUUAAGGAAAUGGGAGAAAAGAGCAGGAUUCUAUUGAAACAUAUCCGCCAUCAUCUGAACAAGCACAAGGAUACAUAUCACCCAAGUAUCAUGAGAGAUAUGGUGGAUCAGCUGUUAUUAUUCCUGGAAAAUAACGAAGACAACGGUCAAAUUGAGACUGAUGACAUUGAUUAUCUUCUCCUGACAAUAAUGGGGUCAGGGUUUGGGGCAGUGCCUGUCUUAUUAACUUGGUUAUUGGGAUAUAUGGUGGCCUUCCCAGAGAUUCAACUGAAAGUGCAGAAAGAAUUGGACGAGGUUGUCGGGAGAAAGCGUUUCCCAAAUCUAUGUGACCAGCCUUAUCUACCCUACACAUCGGCAGUGAUAAUGGAAGUUCAAAGAAUUGUCACCAUAUACCCCUUCCUAUUGCCUCAUAGAACCAUGGAGAGCUGCAUAUUCCAGGGGUAUGACAUUCCCAAAGAUACACUGAUACUUUUUAAUGUCUGGAGUGUACACCACGACAAAAGACACUGGAGAAACCCAAUGAGGUUUGACCCAAACAGGUUUUUAGAUGACAAUGGAGAUUUAUCAAUCCCAGAUUUCUACUUGCCAUAUGGAGCCGGUGAACGACGCUGUCCAGGAGAAAGCCUUGUUGAUGUUGAAGCAUUCCUUUUUUUCACACAUCUCAUGCACCAGCUAACUUUUACACCUGGACCACAGAUUCCCAACUUAGAAGGAGAAUAUAAUUAUAUCAUAAGUCCUAAGCCUUUCAAAAUUACAUUGAAGGCAAGAGAUUUUUCGUACUCGGAGAAAAUGUUAACAUUCAUUCUUGGCAGCAUUUUGCUUGGACUCCUUACAUUUAUAAUUUUCAUGAAAUUCUUAUCGAAACCUAGUAACUUACCACCGGGGCCUAAACCAAGACUGUUUUUCGGAAAUGAUAUUUUAUUCAAAAAGGAUCCCAAGGGUUAUCUGGAAUUGACGAAGUUGGCUGAGAUCUACGGUGAUGUGUACACGCUGUUUUGUGGUUCAACCAUCAUCGUCAUGGUUAACGGCUACGACGCCAUACACGAAGCGUUUGUGAAGAAAGCCGACGUAUUCACAGAUAGACCCCAGCUGUUCGUACCUCUGGUCGGCGUCUCUAGAGGAACAGGUUUAACAUACAACAGUGGCCAGCCAUGGAAAACACUGAGGAGAUUCACACUUCAGACACUCAGGGACUUUGGCGUGGGUAAGAAAUCUCUAGAAGAGAAAAUUCAAGAGGAGAUCGCAGUCGUCAUGGAAACGUUGAUAUCAUCCAAUGGGAAGCCAGUUCGGAUGAAACCGUGCCUUCUGUCUGCAGCAACUAAUAUCAUCUGCAGUGUUAUGUUUGGGGAAAGGUUCCAGUAUGACGAAGAACGGUUCACACAACUCACAGGUGUUCUGGAAGAAAUCUUCAAAUUGAAUGCCCCUUUCGCCAAGGAAAAUUUCUUCUCCAUAACGAGGUGGUUCCCAUCCGGUCGCCAGUUGAUAUCUAAACGCAGAGCGGCUAUCGAGAAGGUAAAAUCCUACCUGUCUAAAACCAUCACCGAACAUCGGAAAACAUUUGACCGAAACAACAUCCGAGAUUUCAUAGAUCUCUAUCUACAAGUGUGCGAGGAUAAAUCUAACCCAGAACUCUACACAGAGGCCAACAUUUACAAGAUAAUUGUCGACCUAUUCCUGGCUGGAGGGGAAACAACUGGGACAAGUUUGGACUGGUGCCUUCUGUACAUGAUUACCUAUCCUGAUGUACAGGCUAAAUGCCAGGCAGAAAUAGACAAGGUGAUAGGCAAGGGCCGUCCUGUUAGUCUUACUGACAGAGGGACCCUUCCGUAUGUGGAGGCUGCUCUACUGGAGGUACAGAGAAUUGGAAACACAUUGACCUUUUCACUACCGCAUGUUGCCAAAAGAACGAGCGAACUUCAAGGCUACACCAUUCCUAAGGAUGCAAUCAUCAUUGCCAAUCUGUACUCUGCCCACAUCGACCCCAAGUACUGGGACAAACCGUUCGAGUUCUCCCCAGAACGAUUCCUGGAUGAGAGUGGCAGUCUAAGACGGAGAGAUGGCUUUGUCCCUUUCUCAUUAGGUCCACGUCUAUGCAUAGGAGAACCACUAGCAAGGAUGGAGCUGUUUUUGUUCUUCACAAAUUUGCUCCAAAAGUUCCAGUUCAGCAUAGCUCCAGACUCUCCCAAACCAUCCAUGGAGGGUAUCCAGGCCCUAACCUUGACUCCCCUUCCGUAUGAUCUGGUAGCAUGUCCUCGAUGAAAAUCUCAUCUCCCCUCCAAUAUAAUCUAGUGACAUGGCCCUGUUUAUGUUGACUUCCAUACCUUUAGAUCUGUUGGCACAUCCCCAUUGAUAACCUUGUCUCCCUACCAUAUCAUCUAAUGGCACGGCCUUGAUAAUAACCUAGUCUCCCCUACUGUAUGACCAUGGUGGUACGCCCCCAAUGAUAACCUUGCUUAAUUGACACCCAUGCAUGCCUUAAAAUCUGUUGGCACAUCCCAAAUGAUAACCUGGUCUCGAGCUCCCUACCAUAUGAUUAGGUGAACGUCCCAAUGCUGACUUUGUCUCUGUCGACCCACUCUCAUAUGUAUAGCCAUGAUGGCCAUGACUGCAGAGAACUAGACUUGAUUAUAUCUUCGUGUUCAUUUACAUACAUGUAUCACAUUCACUGUCCUGCUUUAUUUCUUUUAUUACCAAAAAUAAAAAAUAUCAUUAAAAAACAAAACACAGUUUUAUGAAUUAAUACAUCAAUUUAUUUUGGAUAUAUAAAACCAUAUUAAUGCAUAUUUUAAAUUUUGGUAAAAUAAAAAAUAAAGCCAUAUGCAUCCUUAUUAAAACAGAGAAAUGCAUCAGUUGGCUGCAGUAAGUUGAAUAUUGAACUAACUUUUAUAAAAAAAUAUUGAGUUGAUACCAGAAAUAAACACAGGUUUUAAUACUUUUGCCAACUGCUUUAAUAUAGAUCAAUGUGACUUGUGUGUAACAUCUAUUUUGAGAUUAUUGAAAGUCACACCAUAUUAAUAAGGGAUUUUUUUCACGUAAAUCUACAAGAAAGAAUGCUCAUCUUUUCAUGGAUAUCCAGUCCAACCUGCCUAUAAAGGUCACUAGACAGAGAAGAGAAAUAUGGCCUUUAUUCACAGGUCAACUUAACAUAAUGGUAAUACACAUUGUUAAAUUUGUUCUAUUGACACUGAAGUUACACUUCCUGUUUAUCAUAUGUAUUUGUGAGUAAAUCCUAGAUAUCAGUAUUGUUUGUUACUGUAUAUAAUACCUGCAAAUAGUAAAUUUUGGGAGUGAGUUUGGGUUAAAUGCUUAAGUGUUUUUUUUUUUUUUUUUGCUGCUUUCUUCUCUUUUUUUUGUAACAUAAUCAAAGUUCACAUUCUUUAUACUUUAAUCAUCAUUGGGCAACCUGCAACACUUCUGUUUACUGAUGAAAAGCCAGGCCCUAUCACUGACCACCAUCACAUAUAAAUCCCCUUUAAAGGGAAAU
Messenger RNA from Pecten maximus, 4581 nucleotides. RefSeq lists its product as uncharacterized. The coding region runs from base 315 to 3356 and encodes 1013 amino acids. Gene Ontology annotation, molecular function: heme binding; iron ion binding; oxidoreductase activity, acting on paired donors, with incorporation or reduction of molecular oxygen, reduced flavin or flavoprotein as one donor, and incorporation of one atom of oxygen. The record is from RefSeq and is a predicted model, not a curated record. The transcript is spliced from 12 exons. Gene Ontology annotation, cellular component: cytoplasm; intracellular membrane-bounded organelle. Gene Ontology annotation, biological process: xenobiotic metabolic process. Lineage: Eukaryota; Metazoa; Mollusca; Bivalvia; Pectinida; Pectinidae.